Messenger RNA from Lathyrus sativus (Indian pea), 2112 nucleotides. Lineage: Eukaryota; Viridiplantae; Streptophyta; Magnoliopsida; Fabales; Fabaceae. The record is from the annotation of a GenBank genome assembly.
AUGGCAUCUUUGUUCGAUUGGGGUGCGAAAGACAGUCAUAGAGGAACACCGGUGGUUGUGAAAAUGGAGAAUCCGAAUUGGUCCAUGGUUGAACUCGAAGGUCCUUCAGAGGAAGAUCUUCUCUUGACAAACCCUUCUUCAAGAGACAAAGGAAGAGGAAAAAACGCCAAACAACUCACUUGGGUUCUUCUCCUGAAAGCUCAUAGAGCUGCGGGUUGUUUAACUUCAAUAGCGCCUGCAUUGUAUGGACUUGUCUCCGCCGUGAAACGCCGUGUGGCUUCCGGAAGAACGGACGCCGAAAUCGACACGGAGGGUGGUGCUGGCGAUGGUGGUUGGGAAAAGGAAAACCCUACUGUGAAAAGUAGGUUCUAUACAUUUAUCAAAGUGUUUCUAUCUUUGUCGGUGUUUUUGUUGUGUUUUGAGGUUGUUGCUUAUUUUAAAGGUUGGCAUUUUAGUGCUCCGCAUCUUGAAUUAUGGGCACCGGCAUUUGGGGUUAAGGAUGUUUUUGAUUGGUUUUAUGCUAGAUGGGUUUUGGUUCGUGUUGAUUAUCUUGCUCCACCUUUGCAAUUUCUCACAAAUGCUUGUAUUGUGCUCUUCCUCAUUCAGAGUAUAGAUAGGUUGGUGCUUUGUUUAGGUUGUUUUUGGAUCCGGUGUAAGAAAAUCAAACCUGUUCCAAAAGGUGGUGGUGGUGGUGUUUCAGAUCUUGAAUCUGGAGAAAAGGGUUUCUUCCCUAUGGUACUUGUUCAGAUCCCCAUGUGCAAUGAGAAAGAGGUUUAUCAACAAUCUAUUGCUGCAGUGUGUAAUUUGGAUUGGCCAAAAUCCAAUUUUCUGAUUCAAGUUCUUGAUGAUUCGGAUGACCCCAUAACACAAUCGUUGAUUAAAGAAGAGGUUCAAAAAUGGCAACAAGAAGGUGCCAACAUUUUGUACCGACACCGUGUGAUUCGAGAUGGGUACAAGGCUGGUAAUCUGAAAUCUGCAAUGAAUUGUAGCUAUGUGAAGGAUUAUGAAUUUGUUACAAUUUUUGAUGCCGACUUUCAACCUACCCCUGAUUUCCUUAAAAAAACUGUUCCUCAUUUUAAGGAUAAUGACGAAUUAGGACUUGUUCAAGCUAGAUGGUCUUUUGUGAACAAAGAUGAAAACCUUUUAACAAGGUUGCAGAAUAUUAAUUUGUCUUUCCAUUUUGAAGUGGAGCAACAAGUGAAUGGUGUUUUCCUUAAUUUCUUUGGCUUCAAUGGAACGGCUGGAGUUUGGAGAAUAAAAGCUUUGGAAGAAGCCGGUGGUUGGUUGGAGAGGACCACUGUGGAGGAUAUGGACAUUGCCGUUCGAGCUCAUCUCCAUGGUUGGAAAUUCAUUUUCCUAAAUGAUGUUGAGUGCCAAUGUGAGUUACCUGAAUCUUAUGAAGCUUACAGAAAGCAGCAGCAUAGAUGGCAUUCUGGGCCAAUGCAGUUGUUUCGCCUUUGUUUGCCCGACGUCAUACGAGCAAAGAUAAGCAUAUGGAAGAAAUUCAACAUGAUAUUUCUCUUUUUCCUUCUUAGAAAACUGGUGUUACCAUUCUACUCAUUCACCCUGUUCUGCAUAAUUCUACCCAUGACAAUGUUCGUGCCGGAGGCUGAAAUUCCUGCCUGGGUUGUUUGUUACAUCCCAGCAGUCAUGUCAUUUCUCAACAUUCUUCCAGCACCAAAAGCUUUUCCCUUCAUAGUCCCUUACCUCCUAUUUGAGAACACCAUGUCAGUCACAAAAUUCAAUGCCAUGAUCUCAGGCCUGUUCCAGCUCGGAAGCGCGUACGAAUGGGUCGUCACUAAGAAAUCCGGCCGUUCAUCAGAGGGCGAUCUAGUUUCCUUGGUCGAGAAACCAAAGCAUCAAAGAGGGUCAUCAGCACCUGAUCUCGAGGAAAUGAAAGAAGAAAUUAGGAAACAAGAAGAAAAGGUGACGAAGAAAAAGAAGAAACAUAACAAAAUGUAUAUGAAGGAACUUGCUUUGGCUUGUUUACUCUUAACAGCUUCAGCAAGAAGUCUCCUUUCAGCUCAAGGAAUUCACUUCUACUUCUUGUUAUUCCAAGGAGUAUCAUUCCUUUUGGUGGGUCUAGAUUUGAUUGGUGAACAAGUAGACUGA